UUCUUUGAAAUGGUGCAUGCAGCUGCCAAAGCUAUGAUCAGUGGAUUUAAACUAACAGUGGCUCUGCUUCUUAUGUGCUGCUAAUCUCUUUCUUGCUUCACUACCCGAUGUGUGUGUAUAUCUGUGUGUGUGUGCGUGUGUGUGUGUGUGCGUGUGUGCAUCCCCCUCUCUGCAACUCACCUCCUCCUCUCCUCCAGUCCUCUACCCGCCGCUCUUCCAAGGUGAGCUCGUCUACAGCAAACAGGGAGGUCAAACAGCAUCAAAAUAGAAUGGUUUAACUCUGAAGAGUUUUAUUUUCAUGUGUCAUCUUUGAAAUACUUGGCAAGUUAGACCAAGGGCACAGCUUCACAUGUUUGAAAUGUUUUCAAAGGCCAUGCAUUUUUGUGUAGUACGAUAAGAAGUAUAUACACAGUAAGGAGAGAACUAAGAUUACACUGGUUUGAUAAGUGCAACAGAAAUUUAUUUCAUUCAUUAUCCACAUUUGUGCCUCUAAUAAAGGCCCUUUACAUAGUUUUAAUAGUUAUUUGGACAGUCUGGCAGGUAUCACUAUAGCUUUCAGGUGGCCCAUUUCAGCUGGUUUUCACCUAAAUAAAUAUUUGCCAUAAAUGAUAAGAGAAUGCAAACAGCAGUAAUUGGUUUAGGUAUUAGUAUGUUGAGAGUUGAAGGUACAUGACAUUCGUAAAAUGAUUAAAUGACCUGGAAGUAACCCUUGGAAUUCAAUGCACACUUACCUUAAAACUGUGAUCUGAACAUAAAUCUGUGAGUAUUGUAUUGAAUCAUUUUAAGGUUUAUAUGAAGAUGAUGAUUAUGUGUUGUGUUCAAGGUUGUGAUGCACAAUGUUUUUCAUUUUCAAAAUUAUUUUCAAAAGAUGAUUGUACUUCUCUGCACUUGGUAAUUACAAUGCGUAUGGCUAAGAACCACAAGGCUUCACUCUGCAGCUGAGUUUUACAAAUAACUCUUGAGAGUCCUAACGCAGUGUCUCUGAUCGCACUGUGGCAGUGGAGCACUCCAAGUCGUCUCACGCCUGCCACCUCCCUCCCCUCCCUCUUGGUACGCACCCCCGGCCGCCCCAGCCUGGCGCUCAUGACGUCUCGCGAGAGCAUGUCGUCCUCUCUGUCUGGCGAUGUCAGCGAGGCGGGCCUGUCCUCGCACCAGGGUGCACUGGGGGCUCCCGUCAUGCCUCAGCCCAGCGGGUCACCUGCAGCAGCGGCGGCCACGGUCCCAGCUACUCCAAGCAAGGUGGAACCUGCCAUUUCCAAGCAGGAGGAGGAAUCAAUGCGAGGUCAGGUCAAAGACCUGGAAGAGAAGCUGGAAACGCUGAAGAUGAAGCGGACAGAGGACAAGGCCAAGCUGAAGGAGCUUGAGAAACACAAGAUCCAGCUGGAGCAGCUUCAGGAGUGGAAGAACAAAAUGCAGGAGCAGCAGGCUGAGCUGCAGAAACAACUAAAAGAGGCCAAGAAGGAAGCCCGUGAGGCACAUGAGUCCAAGGACCGCUACAUGGAAGAGAUGUCCGACACCGCAGAUGCCAUAGAGAUGGCCACAUUGGACAAAGAGAUGGCUGAAGAGCGGGCAGAGUCACUGCAAGUGGAGGUGGACACACUGAAAGAGAAAGUGGAGGAGCUCUCCAUGGACCUGGAGAUCCUGAGACAUGAGAUCUCAGAAAAAGGCUCAGAUGGAGCGGCCUCAAGUUAUCAUGUCAAACAGCUGGAGGAGCAGAACAGCAGGCUAAAGGAAGCAUUGGUUCGGAUGCGUGACCUGUCUUCUUCAGAGAAGCAGGAGCAUGUGAAGCUGCAGAAGCAGAUGGAGAAGAAGAACAAUGAGCUGGAGACUCUGAGGACUCAGAAGGAAAAGCUGCAGGAAGAGGUCAAGCAGGCGGAGGCCACUAUUGAUGAACUGAAGGAGCAGGUGGAUGCUGCUCUGGGGUCAGAGGAGAUGGUGGAAACCCUGACGGAGAGGAACCUCGACCUGGAGGAGAAAGUCAGAGAGCUGAGAGAAACAGUCACUGAUCUGGAGGCCAUCAAUGAGAUGAACGAUGAGCUCCAGGAGAACGCCCGGGAGACGGAAAUGGAGCUGAGGGAGCAGCUGGACCUGUGUGGAGCGAAGGUCCGAGAGGCUGACAAAAGGGUGGAGGCUGCGCAGGAGACUGUAGCUGAUUACCAGCAGACCAUCAGCAAAUACAGAGAGCUCACCACGGGGCUACAGGAGGCCAACAGGGAGCUGAUCAGCCAGCAGAAUGCAAACACUGAAGUUCAGCAGCCUCCUGCUGAGCUAUUUGACUUCAAGAUUAAGUUUGCAGAGACCAAGGCUUAUGCCAAGGCCAUUGAGAUGGAGCUGAGGAAGAUGGAAGUGGCUCAGUCAAACAGACAGGUAUCCCUCCUCACCUCCUUCAUGCCGGACUCCUUCCUCCGUCAUGGCGGAGAUCACGACUGUAUUCUGGUCCUCCUGCUCAUCCCCAGGCUCAUAUGCAAGGCUGAGCUUAUCAGUAAACAGGCCCAGGAGAAGUUUGACUUGAAUGGGAACUUGGCCCAGGGGACGGGGCUCAGAGGACCUCCGGGAGAGCAACGCAGCUUUGCCUCAGGACUGGUCUACUCCCUGAGUCUGCUGCAGGCCACCCUGCACAAAUACGAACAGGCUCUGAAUACCUGCAGCGUGGAGGUUUUCAAGCGCAUGGGCACACUCUACUCUGAGAUGAGCUUCCAUGAGCGCUCUCUGGAUUAUUUCAUCGACCUGCUGCAUAAAGAUCAGCUAGAUGAGACCGUUCAGGUGGAACCCCUUACUAAGGCCAUCAAGUACUAUCAGCAACUGUACAGCGUCCAUCUGGCAGAUCACACUGAAAACUGCACAGUGCAGCUGGCUGACCACAUUAAGUUUACCCAGAGUGCCCUGGAAUGCAUGGGAGUGGAGGUAGCUCGUCUCCGGGCGUUCCUGGCCACGGGCCAGGAGAGCUCUAGCCUCGCUGUCCUUCUAAAGGACUUGGACACUUCCUGCUCUGAUAUCAGACAGUUCUGUAAGAAGAUCCGCCGUCGCAUGCCUGGAACAGAUGUAGUUGGAGUACCCGCUGCUCUCAAUUUUGGACCACAGGUGUCGGAGACGCUGACGGAGUGCAGGCGCCAGCAGACCCGCGUGGUGGCUGUGCUGCAGGAAGUGGCUGCAGCUGGAGCUCAGAUGGUUGCUUCACUGGCAGAACAGGAGGGGCUCAACGCUCUCAAGAUGGAAGAUAUUGCCUGCAAGGUUGUGGAGCAGGUGUACGGCUCUCAUGGCCUGAACGGCCCAGAGUGUCUGCGCCAGUCCUGCAGCUCUGUCAUCAGUACCAUGAACAAGAUGGCCACAGCCAUGCAGGAAGGAGAGUAUGACGCUGACAAACCACAGGCUAUGACUCCUCCGAUUGAGAUGAGAGCAUCCACCGUCAGGGCCGAGAUGACUGACGCUGAGGGUCUCGGAGUUAAACUAGAAGACAGAGAGACGGUCAUCAAGGAGCUCAAGAAGUCACUCAAGAUAAAGGGCGAGGAGCUGAGUGAGGCCAACGUGCGUCUGAGCCUGCUGGAGAAGAAGCUGGACACGUCCACCAAAGACGCAGAUGAACGGGUGGAGAAGAUUCAGACCAAACUGGACGAGAACCUCGCCCUGCUGAAGAAGAAAGAAAAGGAGUUUGAGGAGACGAUGGACGCUCUGCAGGCUGAUAUUGACCAGCUGGAGGCAGAGAAGGCAGAGCUGAAACAACGCAUUAACAACCAGUCCAAGAUGACCAUUGAAGGCCUGAGAGGCCCACCUGCUUCUGGAAUUGCCUCCAUAGUCCAGGGAUCUGCAGGAGCAGGUCUGCCUCCAUCCCUGGCAGGACCAGUACAGGUGGUGGACUCUCCUCUCCUCAGGCAGCAGGUUGAAGCUCAGAGACUGGGCAUCAAACACCUUAAGAAUGAAAACAACAGACUCAAGGCAGAGAAGAUGAGAGCCCAGCUGGCCUCCCUGCCUCCACUCUGCCCUCCCAAACUACCAAAAGUGUCCAAAGAGAGCUCCAUGCCACCAGAGGGACUGAACACAGGCAUCUAUCGCAGGACUGACCAACUGCUGGCAACCCUGCUCAAGCUGAGUUCAGAGGUGAAAGUGGUGGACGUCACCGGGAAGACAGCAGUUACUGCCAGUGCCCAGCUGUUGGAGCAGACAGCUAGACUGCAGAACCUCAGCGAUGCUCUGGAUAAACUCAAGGGAGAAGUAGCUGAACAUGUAGUCUCAUAUCAGCCUGGAGCAAAGGCUUCCUCUGACUUCGCCACAUUCCCAGUCUCCUCCUUUGUUAAGGCCAAGGGAGAGAAGCAGGGCGGUACCGUGUUUGUAGGGCGUGUUGCCAUUCCAUGCUCUCGUGGACAGGAACAGGUGCACCGCCUCGUCCUGUCGCAGCAGCAGUUGCAGAAAGUGCACCACCUCCUCAUGGCCUGAGACCGCAUGCCAUUGGCCCACAGCCAUGAUUGACAACACGUCAAGAAAAGCUUUUCCUUAUUUUCAUUCCAGCUUCCAUUUAAACGUUGUCCUUUAUUUAUCCCUUUUGCUUUUCACUACUCUCAGGAACUUGUAUCCAAUAUUUGCAGUUAACAUUAUAGCACUAACAAAACUGAGGCACAGCCGUUUCUUUAUAUUGACAUAAAACUGAUGUGUGUGACUGUUCCAUAACAGAGUCCAAAUGGAUUUGACUCCUGAAUGUCACAUUAUGGAGUCGUGUUUU
Molecule: messenger RNA, 4714 nt
Organism: Morone saxatilis (striped sea-bass)
Lineage: Eukaryota; Metazoa; Chordata; Actinopteri; Moronidae
Product: dynactin subunit 1-like
Exons: 25
Coding region: 1084-4431 (1115 amino acids)
Biological process (GO): nuclear migration; establishment of mitotic spindle orientation
Cellular component (GO): axon; spindle pole; kinetochore
Source: RefSeq, a predicted model, not a curated record